CAUACCAUGGCGCGUUUUAGAUUAAUUAGUUGCUUUCUGCUGGUGGUUGCCAGUUUUCUGCCAACGCAGGCAUCUCUCUUGAGUCCUUUAGAUGAUGGACAACUCGAAACAAAGGGAUACUACAAAUAUGACGAUCGUCCCUUGGAUGUUGGGCAACACGAAACGAAAGGAUACUACAAAUAUGACAUCAUCAGCCCGCGAGCUGACGAAGUAGCUAAUUACCGUUUGCCCAACAACACAGAGCCAGUCCACUACGAUGUUGAACUGACUACAAAUGUGCAUACUGGCGAGAGAGCCUUUGUUGGUGUUGUUAGUAUUAAUAUAAAUGUGAUCGAAGAUACAAGGACAAUAGUUCUCCACGCUCGUCAAACGACAAGUACUAAGGCAACCAUUAGGGAUACUGAAUCGGCAACGUCGACAGACAUUCCACUUACAAUCGACUACAACUCUACGCUUGAAUUCCUGUCGUUAACCCCCGAAGAUAAUUCUGUAAAUUUUCUGGCGGGCACAAAAUGGCAGCUGACCAUCGAAUAUAACGGCACCUUACGCGCAGAUAUGGGCGGAUUCUACUUGUCCUCCUACACAGAUGCAAAUAAUGAAGUGCACUAUCUCGCCACGACCCAGUUUGAGAGCACAAAUGCUCGUCAUGCUUUCCCCUGCUACGAUGAGCCGGCGAAGCGGGCUACCUUUACUAUAACUAUCAAUCAUAGUCCCACGUACAAUGCUAUAUCGAACAUGCCCGUGAAUGCGGAGAGAAGCAGUGAAGGUGUAACUGCCUUUGACACAACCCCCAUAAUGUCCACAUAUCUAUUGGCUUUCAUUAUAUCCGACUUUGAAUAUACGGAAGGAUCUUUCCACGGCUUGCCCCAGCGUGUAUAUUCCCGCAAAGGUUCGACAGGUCAACAGCAGUGGGCGCUGUGGUCUGGUUUGCUCCUCGAGUCAAGUUUGGCAAACUAUUUUGAUGUGCCCUUCAAGCUUCCCAAACUUUAUCAGGCUGCCAUACCAGAUUUCUCUGCGGGCGCCAUGGAGAAUUGGGGCUUAGCCACCUAUCGUGAACAAUACAUGUUGUGGACUAAAGAGGGAAGCACUGUUAAUGCCAAGACGAAUAUCGCUAAUAUUAUUGGACAUGAAUACGCACAUAUGUGGUUUGGUGAUCUAGUUUCCAUUCAAUGGUGGACCUAUCUGUGGCUCAAGGAGGGCUUCGCCACAAUAUUCUCCUAUGAAUCAGAUGACAUUGCCUACCCUGAAUGGAAUAUAUACCAGAUUUUCCAUGUUAGUGACUACAAUAGCGCGCUGAUAAAUGACGCAGCUGAAACUGCCACGCCCAUGACACACUAUGUGCAAACUCCUUCAGAAAUUUCUGGACGCUACAAUACCUUUUCGUAUGCCAAACCUGCUAGUGUGCUCUACAUGUUUAAGAACGCUUGGACCGAUCCCGUCUUCCGACUGGGUCUGCACAAGUAUCUAACUGACAACGAAUUCCAGUCCUGUGAUGAGUGGGAUCUGUUUGAUUCGCUUCAGCAAGCAGCAGAUGAGUUAAAUUAUAAUUUGCCGACAACAGUUGCCAACAUAUUCUCUAGCUGGUCGCAACAGGCCGGCUAUCCAUUGCUGACAGUGGAACGAAAUUAUGAAGAUGGCUCCUUCACCAUUAAACAGGAGCGGUACAGCAACGAUAAGAGCACUACGAAUUCGAAAAAUUGGUACGUGCCCAUUAACUAUGCAGUAGCCUCCAAUCCUGAUUUCCGUGACACGAGCGCCUCCUUCUACCUGCUUAAUGAACCGACACUCAAGGUGGCAAACGACCUAUCUAGCAAUGAUUGGCUUAUAUUGAACAAACAGUCCACUGGUUAUUAUCGCAUCUUGUACGAUGAACGCAAUUUGGAACUGAUCGCCGAUGGUCUGAUUCGACACACUCAUAAGAUACAUCCACGCAAUCGGGCUCAACUAUUGCAUGAUACCUAUCGAUUUGUGGCCACCGAACGCCUGAGUCAGGGCACUCUGCUCAAUCUGUUGGUAUAUCUGAAGAAUGAGGAUCAGUACGCACCCUGGUCUAUUGCCAACAGUAUUUUUGCCACCUACGAUCAGUAUCUCCGAGGCGAUGCCAAUUACAACGAAUUCCAACUCUUUGUGAUUAAUUUGGUUGAGGACUUUUUCGACAAGAUCGGUGUCAACGAGGUGCCCGGCGAACAUUAUCUGAACAACUACUUGCGUGUAGUGCUUAUAAGCUUGGCUUGUCAGGUGGGCAGCGAGAAAUGCUAUGUGCAAUCCAACAAUAAACUGAAACAAGGUCUGAGAGAUGGGAUCAAAAUUGAGCCAACACUGCAGAACCAAAUCUAUUGCAAUGGCCUACGCCAAACCGAGGAUGCCCUUUACAAUGAUGUCCUUAAUUUACUACUCAAUUCCACAAUUGCUUCGAAUCGCGUGUUUUACAUUUCGGCCCUUGGUUGCUCACAAACAAAAUCGCAAUUAAGUAGCUUUAUUGAAGCCUCUAUCGAUACCAACAAUAUCCUUUUGGAGUCCGAACGCACUUCAAUACUCAGCUCAGCUUAUUCUCGCGGUGAGGUGGGCCUAACCGCUAGUUUAGAGUUUUUGGAAUUAAACUGGGAGGAAUAUGGUAAACUAGGGACGGGAAGCUCAAAGCCCUUGGAUACAGCCAUACGCGGAAUCGCCAGUUAUGUUGUCAGCGAGAGCCAACGGACUCGGUUAAAUGCAUUGGUUGAAACGGUAAGCGGGUCAGAGCUGGUCAACGCGGACCUAGACACUCGAGUAGAGGCUGCCAUAAAUGCCAACUUCGAGUGGCUGAACUUGCAUCGCGAUCCUCUGCUGAAUUGGAUCAUUGAUUACCAAAAGGAGGAAGAAGGUAACAAUGGAGGAGGUGAUGGCAGUGGCGCGCUUACUGCUUCCAUAACCACUAUUGUGUGCGCUUUGAUGCUGGCAUUAAAUAAGUUGUUUUAAGUUUCGCAGACACAAUUUUCUUUAAUAAACUCAAUAGUUUCUUAACCAAAUA
Molecule: messenger RNA, 3007 nt
Organism: Scaptodrosophila lebanonensis
Lineage: Eukaryota; Metazoa; Arthropoda; Insecta; Diptera; Drosophilidae
Product: aminopeptidase N
Exons: 4
Coding region: 7-2955 (982 amino acids)
Biological process (GO): peptide catabolic process; proteolysis
Cellular component (GO): cytoplasm
Molecular function (GO): zinc ion binding; metalloaminopeptidase activity; peptide binding
Source: RefSeq, a predicted model, not a curated record